GAAAACGAUUUUUGAAAAGCCCAAAUGACUGCAGGCGUCCGCCAUAAUGUUUCCUUCGAAACGAAUAAUAUAGUUCUUAUUGCUCUUGUAGCAAUUCUCUAUUCGCUAUUCAAAAUGGCGACCGUGUUGCGUUCACAGUGCGCGUUUGCGCGACUUUUUGCUGGAAAAACUGUACAAAUCCUGAACAACUCGACUGAUUUGGGUGCAAAACUUGGUCCGGGAUCACAAUCGGUACUAUCAAGGAAGUACUCAAACUACGCUCAUUCCCCAUUCGUAACCAAAAUAAAAGAACAAUAUGACUACGAAAUCGUAAAAAAGCCAGCAGAGUGGGCGUUUGUGGAGAGACUGCUUCCGUUUGAGACGAUUCCCGCAGUUUCUCCAAAAGAGAGCUACCCUUCCGGAUGGAUCCCACCAAAAGAAGAAGCUGCUAAUCUCCCUUAUUUUAUCGCAAGAACAAAAAACCAUGAAGUACCAAUUUAUUUGGAGAUAACGUACAGAGGCAUGCGUAAAAUAACAAAAAUUAGGAAGAUUGAAGGCGAUAUAUGGUUGUUGAACGAUGAAAUUAAAAGCUACUUAAAGGAAAAAAAUAACAGAUAUGUAGAAACCCGUGUUCACGAAAUCGGUAGAUUUAUAGAAACUAAGGGUGAUUACGUACAUGAUCUAAUGCAGUGGGCAUAUUCCAAAGGGUUUUAGUCAAUAUUAAUUUUUUAGUAGAAAAAUAAAUUGAUUUAGUAAA
This is a messenger RNA of Trichoplusia ni (cabbage looper), 736 nucleotides long. It is a transcript of the gene mRpL49, whose product is annotated as probable 39S ribosomal protein L49, mitochondrial. The record is from RefSeq and is a predicted model, not a curated record. NCBI's taxonomy places the organism in Eukaryota, Metazoa, Arthropoda, Insecta, Lepidoptera, Noctuidae. The transcript has 2 exons. Gene Ontology annotation, biological process: translation. Gene Ontology annotation, cellular component: mitochondrial large ribosomal subunit; ribosome. Gene Ontology annotation, molecular function: structural constituent of ribosome. Bases 25 to 693 code for a protein of 222 amino acids.